CACGCCGAACACGCAGCCCCCUCCCGCCUGAGUGACAACUGGCCAGCGUACUCUCAGCUGAUGUCCCUUUAAAACUCGAAUCCAAGGGGGUAAUGAUUUAUCAAACUUGUAUUAUCAAGAAAAUGUCAAACGAAGGGCACCUUGCUUUGCACUGACGCAAACCCGGCCUUUCCCAAGGAGAUAUAGAAAGCGCCUCUCUUGCUGGAGCCAAACCCAGUCUUGUCAAUAGCUGGUUUCACUCUCUACUCGUUGAAUCUGUUGCCCGCUUCAGACAUGGAUUGCAGUGCUCCCAAGGAAAUGAAUAAACCACCAGCCAACAGCCUGGAGGUGGCGGUGCCCCCGGGCCACCACGAUGGCCCGUGCGCGCCCAGGACGAGCCCGGAGCAGGAGCUUCCCGCGGCCACCGCCGCGCCGCCGCCGCGUGUGCCCAGGUCCGCUUCCACCGGCGCACAAACUUUCCAUGCCCCCGACGCGCGAGCCUGCGAGGCCGAGCGGCCCGGAGGAGCGGGGGCUUGCAAACUGAGUAGCCCUCGGGCGCCGGCGGCCUCGGCGGCUCUGCGGGACUGGAGCGAGGCGCACGGUGCGCAGGCCGCCCCUCCUUCAGGGGGAGCCGGGCCCGGCAAUGCGCUGCCUUGUAAGAUUCCAGCCCUGCGGGGCCCGGAGGGGGAUGCGAAUGUGAGUGUGGGCAAGGGCACCCUGGAGCGGAACAAUACCCCGGCCGUAGGCUGGGUGAAUAUCAGCCAGAGCACCGUGGUGCUGGGCACGGAUGGAAUCACGUCCGUGCUCCCGGGCAGCGUGGCCACCGCUGCCGCCCAGGAGGACGAGCAAGGGGAUGAGAAUAAGGCCCGAGGGAACUGGUCCAGCAAACUGGACUUCAUCCUGUCCAUGGUGGGGUACGCAGUGGGGCUGGGCAAUGUCUGGAGGUUUCCCUACCUGGCCUUCCAGAACGGGGGAGGUGCUUUCCUCAUCCCUUACCUGAUGAUGCUGGCUCUGGCAGGGUUGCCCAUCUUCUUCCUAGAAGUGUCCCUGGGCCAGUUUGCCAGCCAGGGGCCGGUGUCUGUGUGGAAGGCCAUCCCAGCCCUGCAAGGCUGUGGCAUCGCAAUGCUGAUCAUCUCCGUCCUAAUAGCCAUAUACUACAAUGUGAUUAUUUGCUACACACUUUUCUACCUGUUUGCCUCCUUUGUGUCUGUGCUGCCCUGGGGCUCCUGCAACAACCCUUGGAACACGCCAGAAUGCAAAGACAAAACCAAACUUUUACUAGAUUCCUGUGUGAUCAAUGACCAUCCCAAAAUACAGAUCAAGAACUCAACUUUCUGCAUGACCGCCUAUCCCAACUUGACAAUGGUUAACUUCACCAGCCAGGCCAAUAAGACGUUUGUCAGUGGGAGUGAAGAGUAUUUCAAGUACUUUGUGCUGAAGAUUUCUGCAGGGAUUGAGUAUCCUGGCGAGAUCAGGUGGCCACUAGCCCUCUGCCUCUUCCUGGCUUGGGUGAUUGUAUAUGCCUCCUUGGCGAAGGGAAUCAAGACUUCAGGAAAAGUGGUGUACUUCACAGCCACGUUCCCAUAUGUUGUGCUCGUGAUCCUUCUCAUCCGAGGAGUCACCCUGCCCGGGGCCGGCGCUGGGAUUUGGUACUUCAUCACACCAAAGUGGGAGAAACUCACGGAUGCCACGGUGUGGAAAGACGCUGCCACUCAGAUUUUCUUCUCUUUAUCUGCUGCAUGGGGAGGCCUGAUCACUCUCUCUUCUUACAACAAAUUCCACAACAAUUGCUACAGGGACACGCUGAUUGUCACCUGCACCAACAGCGCCACCAGCAUCUUCGCCGGCUUUGUCAUCUUCUCAGUCAUCGGCUUCAUGGCCAACGAACGCAAGGUGAACAUCGAGAACGUGGCCGACCAAGGGCCAGGUAUUGCAUUCGUGGUUUACCCAGAGGCCUUAACCAGGCUGCCCCUGUCUCCCUUCUGGGCCAUCAUCUUUUUCCUGAUGCUCCUCACUCUUGGACUUGACACUAUGUUUGCCACCAUCGAGACCAUAGUGACCUCCAUCUCGGACGAGUUCCCCAAGUACCUGCGCACACACAAACCGGUCUUUACCUUGGGCUGUUGUGUUUCCUUCUUCAUCAUGGGCUUCCCAAUGAUCACCCAGGGUGGAAUUUACAUGUUUCAGCUUGUGGACACGUACGCCGCCUCCUAUGCCCUCGUCAUCAUCGCCAUCUUUGAGCUCGUGGGGAUCUCCUAUGUGUACGGCUUGCAAAGGUUCUGUGAAGAUAUCGAGAUGAUGAUUGGAUUCCAGCCAAACAUUUUCUGGAAAGUCUGCUGGGCCUUUGUGACUCCAACCAUUUUAACUUUCAUCCUCUGCUUCAGCUUCUACCAGUGGGAGCCCAUGACCUAUGGCUCUUACCGGUACCCGAGCUGGUCCAUGGUGCUUGGUUGGCUCAUGCUUGCCUGCUCCGUUAUUUGGAUCCCGAUUAUGUUUGUCAUAAAGAUGCAUCUGGCUCCUGGCAGAUUUAUUGAGAGGUUGAAGUUGGUGUGCUCGCCGCAGCCGGACUGGGGUCCCUUCUUAGCUCAGCACCGUGGGGAGCGUUACAAGAACAUGAUCGACCCCUUGGGGACCUCUUCGCUGGGACUCAAACUGCCAGUGAAGGAUUUGGAACUAGGCACCCAGUGCUAGUCCGAUGGCAUGGGAUGGCCCAGACUUGAUUCUCUUUCUCCUCUCUGCCUUUUCCUGAUGCUUUCCCCAGCCGUCUUCCCAUUUGUCUUCUUCCUUCUCCGCACAUCUCGGUUCAUACCUGUGCAUGAGAGUGAUGACUUAGAAAAGUAGGACAUAGUGUUGCAUGCUGUAGCCGAGAGCCAGACGGGGCUCGGUUUGCCUGCGUCCACGCUGUCAGUUUUCAGUGGGCUUUGCCUCACAGGCUCGAAUCAAUGAGGGGAGCGCCUCCCAGCCAAGUCACGUGUAGAUGUCCGUGAGUUGGUCCGUAGGGAAGCCUCCUCUGUGACUGUCACUGGUGGGGCCAGUCAGGCUGAUGCAGGAUAACCAGACGGUUGGUUUGGACUCAUCUGAGCCAUGUCGUGGUUUCGUCCAGGCACACACAGUUGAGGACACGGUACCUCUGGAGGGUGGGCAGUGGUCAGAGAAUGUUUUCAAGUAAGAUGAGGCCGGUGGAUUCAGACACCCCCAAGGUGAUGAAGUUCCCAUUUCCAUCCAUGACUGGGGCUCUGUUUCCAUCACUUGGACAAACUAUCUCAAGGACUCACAGGCUUUCUCUCUGCAAGCUGAGACCCUCAAUGAAGAGUCAGCUCUGUUCCCUCAGUUGGUUUUUUUUUUAAUGACCAUAGUUGUGAAUUCUUUGGGUCCUUUCCUCUACCUCUGCAUCAUAUUAUUUGUGCCAGAUGUCACAGUCAUACCAGAGUGCCCUUGUAGUUUCUCCGGAGGCCUAGUACCGUGGUUCAGUGUCACAUCACACGUGUCUUCUCAUCCAGAUGUCUUUCUGUGACCUUGUCGCUCAGAAACACACUUACCCUGGUUCUGUCUGUCUGUUACAUAUAUCAGACACAAACUCUCGAAAGACAGAUCAUGUCUCAGUUGUUACACUUCAGUUUUUCACUCACAGUUAAUGCCAGUUGAAGCUAUUGAAUCAAAGAAGUGGAGAGUUGAAGAGAAAGCAACCAUAAUACUCACUGCACUUUAGGUCACUGUAGGUACAGAAGUUUCUGAAAGAUGCAGGUUAGGUAAGUAGCAGGUGAGCCAAUUAGAGCUACUGCUUUUAAGACUACACUUAGCUGAUACCAUUUGAAGAGUUCCCGAUUCACAAUACUCAUAAUCACACUCUAAUGAGAGCGGAUCAUAUGUCUACAGAGAUUGGCGAAGCUGAAACCUCUAUUGUCUUCUUGUAUCCUGAACAUGCAUAUAUGAGAUUUUUUAAAUGUGAUAUGUGUUCACGUAGUGUGUACUUGUAAUGGUGUUUUCUGUCCUUGUAAAUAUCUUAUGAAUCACUGUAGAGAUGGUGAGUAUAGUAUAGUAUAGUCUUUUUUUUUUUUCCCUUACAGUAAUAAUAUCUAAACUUAAAAUUGUUUCCUUAGGGGAGACCAUUGCAAUCAUUUUCUUAUUUGUUUGUGUUCAUAUUUCAGGGUCUCAGGCAAAAUUUUCAGUUCAAAUCUUGUAUAUUGAUGUGACAUUUUCAUCCUUUUCAACAGUAACGAAACCCAACAACAGACCUUAAAGUAAUACUUUUUUAAAAAAUAACUUCAUUUGUUAAAGAAAAAAAAAUAGCUCAUCUUACUGAGCUCUUUCUUUUCUGGGGCAGAUAUCAUUGUCAUUUGCCAUGUGAACUUCCGGUUUUGAAGAGUAGUCUGUGGAAACUUUCCAAAAAGGAAGCGCAGAUGGGUUUCGAACUUCAGGUUUUUCAUCUCUUUUGUUUUCAAGGCGUGUUUGUUCUUCCUCCUCCUGUUCCUUUUUUCUGCUUGCUUGCCUCCCAAAGCUAGAACUUACUGGAAUCCAUCACAGAGAUUAAACCCUAAGCUUCCCCUAGACUUAGCUUUAGGAAACUGAGCCAUGACCUUCCUGCCCAUGUUUCCCAUAGUGACAUGUCCAGCAUUAACAUUGGUUUCCCCGAGAAAGCCAUAUUGAAGAGAAGUCCCCAGGGCUCUAGCAGAUCCCGCACGGUGGUACCAAAAAUUAGCCUCUCCCCUUGGUAUCUGACGGGGUGGGAGAGGAAGGGAGGACUAGCUUUGGUUUGGAAAGGAUCUGCAGCCUUUCCAAUUUGAACAUUGAAGAAAAGCACUGAAAUCAAUUGGCACCCUCCCAUGGGAACGAUGGGUUUCCAUCAGGAUGCGUGGCUUCUGGCUUUCCUCUCUUGCCUCUUGGCUAAAGUUUGAGUCGGAUGCUGGAUGCCAACCCAAUUUCUGUUAAUUGUUGCUGUUGUGAUUAAAAAGGGGAUGAGGUGAACUCAUGGAUGCUGCCAGAUUUGUUCUGUACACACCGCAAGUUCGAUUCAUUAUGAGAAUGGGGACAGCCUCACUAACUAGUGCAUUUUGCACUUUGCAUUUGUGUUCAUUACAGUUUGUCCAGUUAAGACCCAGGGGCUGUUCUCUGAGCAACUGGGUUUAUGUGUGUGUGUCUGUCUGUAUUUUUAAAACUUUUUUCCUAUAGCGUCCAAAUUUUGUGUACAGUGUCCUUAAAGGUGGAAGGUUCUGAGCUUAUCUGGGAAUGGUUACCUUGUGAAUUUAGUUUUGUCUCUUUCUACAGUCUUGUUUAACUUUUGAGGCUUUCCUUGCCAGAGUAGUGCUGGGUAUCUGAGUUGUCUCCACUCAUGGCCAGUCUGCUCAUGCUGUGCCUCCGCUAGGCUUGGCUGGGAUGCUAAGAGCUGAGAUGCAUAUGACCACAUGGAUGUUUCCAUGCUAUUGAAAUGCACAGUCAAGUGGAAGGAAAAAAAUGAAUGAAUAAAAAUGAAAUGAACAGCAUUGUCAUAAAGCGCGACUUGAGAAUGGAGACAAAAGCCAAGUUGUUGAGGAAAGGCUUGCAUUGGUUUACUGUGCAGAAUGGUGGGGUGUUUUCUACUUGUGAAAUUGUUUCCUGAUACCAACAAAUGCCAGAAACCCAUUCCGAGAAAAAAAAAAAAAGCCAUAUGUUAAAAACAGUAACCCUGUAAUAUCCUUAAAAGAGAAAAAUAUGUGUAUGUCUUAACAAUUGGUGUUGUGGCUU
Odocoileus virginianus texanus is the source of this 5700-nucleotide messenger RNA. RefSeq names its product solute carrier family 6 member 5 (gene SLC6A5). Lineage: Eukaryota; Metazoa; Chordata; Mammalia; Artiodactyla; Cervidae. Gene Ontology annotation, cellular component: plasma membrane. The record is from RefSeq and is a predicted model, not a curated record. Gene Ontology annotation, molecular function: glycine:sodium symporter activity. Gene Ontology annotation, biological process: glycine import across plasma membrane; synaptic transmission, glycinergic; sodium ion transmembrane transport.